AGAGAGCCAAUGGCAGCUUCCGCAACCGCGGCUGUGUUCUCCGGUCUAUGCUUCCGCCGCGGAGCAUCUGACUCCUCCAAGAGCUUGUCUUCCAAAACCCAAGCAGUUUCCGAUGUUGGGUUCGUCACCAGUCAGCUCAGUGGCCUCAAAAUAUCCUACGACAUGUCGUCUCAGCUCCCCACUCCAAUCUUCACUCCCUCCCUCCCUGGCCUUCAGCCCAUUGUUGCUCGGAGGAUUUGUCCUUUUACUGGGAAGAAAGCAAACAAGGCGAACAAGAUUUCGUUCUCGGCCCACAAGACCAAGAAGUUGCAGUUUGUGAACCUGCAGUACAAGAGGAUUUGGUGGGAAGGUGGGAAGCGGUUUUUGAAGCUGCGGUUGUCGACCAAAGCAAUCAAGACCAUUGAGAAGAAUGGGCUGGAAGCUGUUGCCAAGAAGGCUGGGAUAGAUCUUCGCAAGUGUUGAUAGCACUCGGUUCGUUAGAUUCUUUUGCAAGGUAUUUCUGUUUCUUAAUCACUAUGUUUAUUCUGUUCUACCGAGUGCAUUGUGUUUUUAAAUGUUUCAUAAGUCUGUGAAUCUUCGAUUCUUACAAUCAGUAUGUAUGUAUGAUGAAUGAGUCUGAGAAAUAUUGUGCUA
Molecule: messenger RNA, 633 nt
Organism: Argentina anserina (silverweed cinquefoil)
Lineage: Eukaryota; Viridiplantae; Streptophyta; Magnoliopsida; Rosales; Rosaceae
Product: 50S ribosomal protein L28, chloroplastic
Exons: 2
Coding region: 10-462 (150 amino acids)
Biological process (GO): translation
Cellular component (GO): ribosome
Molecular function (GO): structural constituent of ribosome
Source: RefSeq, a predicted model, not a curated record